Mercurialis annua (annual mercury) is the source of this 1303-nucleotide messenger RNA. Its product is annotated as leucine-rich repeat extensin-like protein 3. The transcript is spliced from 2 exons. Bases 11 to 1054 code for a protein of 347 amino acids. Lineage: Eukaryota; Viridiplantae; Streptophyta; Magnoliopsida; Malpighiales; Euphorbiaceae. The record is from RefSeq and is a predicted model, not a curated record.
CACUUUCGAGAUGAUCGCCCUUCAGAGAGAGGCGCGUGCGUCUAGGAUUGGGACUGCUGCACGCAGUUCUCAAUUAGCUUACGGAGAGGAGCGCCGUGACGUCACACUGCCCCCACCAGAGCCAGCAGUUCCGGCUUACGUACUACCUCCUCUUCCUCCCCUGACCAUCGAUCUGGCUCACAUCAGGGGAGCGCGUAGACGGCAGCCUAGAGCCGCCCCGCCUCGCGAGCGCCCGGCAGACCCUAUCCCCCCACCGGUCUACUUCCACUUCGAUCCUACAGCCACUACAGACAGACGGGGGGAGUAUUAUGGCCCGACUCAGUACUACGGUUCCACUUCCACUCCAGCAUCACAGCCUCCGUGGCAUCAGACCUAUUUCCCACAGGGACCCCAGGUAUCAUCGUAUCAGGUCCCGCCUUCGUCGAUGCCGUUUUUUGAGCCGUCGUACGGACAGACAGCAUAUACCACUUCUCUGGGCACACCACCGGCGUCUCAGUUCCAGCAGGCCACACCACCGGCGUCUCAGUUCCGGCAGACCACACCACCGGCGUCUCCGUUUCAGCAGACCACACCACCGCCGUUUGCUGCAUCAGAUCAGUAUUACCGUCCAGCGCCAUAUACAGAUGCUCAACCGUUCACGUCUUUCGAUCAGUGUUACCGUCCCACGAUGCCUUCGGAUGAGCAGCCGUCGACGUCACAUUCGCGGCCAUCUUCUUCUCACCAGGCCCAGGAUCCAUCACAACUACAUUUUACACUGUCAGAGUCAUGGUUAUUCGGUCCGGAGAUCGGUUCAGAGGCGUACGAGGAGCUUUUAUCACGACCGGAUCUCACACCUCCAUCUUUUAGACUUCUACCGCCCACACAGGAGGAGACCGGUACUGCACCACCAGCAGCAGACGUUCAGCAUUCAGCUCAGGACGAAGACGCCUCCGAUAGCGGCGAGAGUCCUCCGGUACCCAGACAGUUUCACUCGAUCACAGACAGCUCGCGGCACCGACGAGAGACUCACGGUUUGAGGGUACAGAGACCGAGGACUCGUAGAUAUGAGGAUUAGAUUUCAUAUUUUUCUUUAUUUAUCGAUUUUUGUAUUUUAGUAUAUGUUGUAUGUUUACUAUAUAAUGUAUAUUAUAUUCGUGUGUUAUAAUUGUUAUAAUUUUUCCGUCGUCUCUUAGAGGACAAGAAUCCAUUCGGAAACUCAAAAUCAGUUUGUUGUUCUGUAAUGAGAGUGAAUGAGGUGUGUUUAUUUUAGAGACUAAGUUAUAUAUGCAAAACCAAGGCUCAGAGAUACAAAUUAAGUGACCUA